UUUCUCUGUCUUUUGUUCUCCUAAUAACGCAUUUUGUGCGUCUGUGGCUGACAAACAAUCGUCGGUAUAAAUGAAGGAGGUGUGAAGCAGCAGAGCUGGAAAAGGAAGAGACCUUUAGCGAGAGUGCAAAAGACCUUGCAAGCACUUGAACUUCGACAGAAGGCGGUUGGCAUGGACGUUGCUGUGAAGUUUUGGCGUCUGUCGCCGCUGCUGCUGCUGUUGCUGGCUUUGAGUGAAUUUUCCGUGGUUUCAGCUGUGAGCACUGAUUGCAGCAGCACUGUCAUGGACCUGGUUGUGGUAGCUGACUCCUCAACCAGCAUCAAGCGAGCCAAUUACAAAUUAAUGAAGGAGUUUCUGGCAAAAGUUGUGUCCGGCCUUCCCACAGAUGACCUCCAUGUCCGUAUGGCAAUAGUGCGCUUUUCGAAUGAAGUCGACAUCAUCCUCAAUCUGACUCAGUCUGAGACGAACGACAACUUGACAAAAAUACUGACCAGCAUGGCUUUUGUAGGAGGUGGCACCAACACCUAUACAGCACUGCAGACGGUCAGAGAACAGAUACUCAUUCCAGCUAAUGGCCGCAGACCGGAAGUGCCUGCAGUGGUGCUGGUGGUCACAGACGGCGAGUCAUGGAACGUCAAUCGCACAAAAUCAGAAGCUUCUCUACUGAAGAAUCUGGACGUCAACAUCCUGGCUCUGGGCAUAGGGAGCAAUGUUUCUUUGAACGAGCUCAAUGGCAUCUCCAGUGGCUUUGUGCAGAACAUCAGCGAUUUCGACAGCCUCGAUGGCAUUGUGGAUAGCCUCAGGGGCCAACUGUGCAAAACCGCGGUGGAAAGCAUCAGUGUCAGAACUACCUUGACCUCUGAAAGUGGAUCGUCACCAGCGUUGGACACUGCAGUAACUUUCCCGAUCGCUGAUGAUACAUCGUCAUCUGGACUGGACCCUACACCAGGACCCACGAUCGCUGAUGAUACAUCUUCACCUGCGCUGGACCCUACACCAGCCCCUACGAUCGCCGAUGAUACAUCUUCACCUGCACUGGACCCUACACCAGCCCCCACGAUCGCCGAUGAUACAUCUUCACCUGCGCUGGACCCUACACCAGGCCCCACGAUCGCCGAUGAUACAUCUUCACCUGCGCUGGACCCUACACCAGGCCCCACGAUCGCUGAUGAUACAUCUUCACCUGCGCUGGACUCUACACCAGGACCCACGACCUCUGAUAAAACCUCGUCAACCGUGUUGGACUCUACACCUGGCCCUAUCACAGAUGAUACAUCGUCACCUGGACUGGAAUCUACACCUGGCCCCACGAUCGUUGAUGACACAUCGUCACCUGCGUUGGACUCUACAUUAAAUUUCAUACCUGUAACUCCUCAUUCUGCUGGCUUAAGCACCUCUGACCUCCGAAGGUGCUUCGAGCAGCGGGUGGACCUUGUUUUCGUGGUAGAUGCCUCCUACAGUGUGAAAGAGGAGAACUUCGAACGGGCCAAGUCUUUCAUCAACAAAAUUGUAAGUGGCCUUCCCAUUGGCCAGACUGCCGUGCGUGUGGCACUAGUCCGAUUUGACAGAGAUGUCUCAAUUAUCAACCAUUUCUUGGACAACCUGCAAGCUGUCACAGACUCAGUGUGGAACAUGACAUACCCGGAUGCUGCUGGUACGAACACCGGUGGAGCACUGAAGGAAGUCAGAGAAAAAGUUUUUGAUGUUCGCAAGGAAGACGGCGUGAAGGACAUAGUGAUCACUAUCACCGAUGGGGAGAGUGAUCAAGUCGAUGUGACAGAAGAACAAGCAAGUCUUUUGCGUGACCAAGGGGCACAACUUGUCUGGCUGUACAUCUACAAAGGAGGGGGGCCGCUAGAGGAUGAGAAAAAUUUUAUGGAGGAACAGGGAGACUCAGUGAUCGUGGUCGACCACUUUGAUAAACUCACAGACGAUAUUGUUUCAAAGGAUGCUUGUGGCUUCUUGUCCAGACCAGACUACACCUUCUACAACAACUUCUACCGUACUCACAACGGACAUUCAGACUACGAAUCCGUCUACAGCAGUCGCUUCAACUGAGGACGACAGUACGACAACAGCUUCUGUGGACUUCCUGGUCUCGACAACCAGAACAGUCAGUCACAGUGACAGAGCAGCCUUCCAUAACAACAGAAUCGUCAGUCGUUUCGAGCAGCUGGUCUGCAUCCGCAAUAGCAGAAUCUCCAACCUCCGACAUUUGGUUUCCUGACGCGGAAAUGACGUCAGAGGCCAAUCUCAUAACGUCGCCAACAGAAAAGUUUGACCUCCCUGUCACCCACGAUGCUGCUGAUCUCACGGUCUUGACGUUGUCGACCGUCUUACGUGGGCAGUGGACGACGGCUGUUGCGGAUGCCACCCAUUCUACCACGGAACAAACAAACGAGUCAUUGACAGAAGAGCAGGACGACGAGUCUGGUCUCGUUCAAACGUGGACACCGCCCUCGUCUCCGGCAGCUGUGCGCAUGACUACUUACAGCACCGAGCUGACAACAACAUCGCAGACGGCACAGCAGCAGUCGACUACGACAGAAGAGAAAACAUCGCCGUCUGCCACGACUCAGGCUGGCUCCACGUUAGGAGGAUUCACAUCAGCGACAGAGGAGUCCAGCGAGGGUUUGCGGGAAGGUUCGUUAGUGUCGAACGGGGAUAAACCAUGGCACCAAGACUGGCCCUUCAUUGUUGGCGUCACAGCUGGCGUUGUUGGCAUUGCUGCUUUGAGCACUGGCUUCUUGAUUUUUCUCCUUCGACGCAGACGACAAGGACACCAUGACAUUACCCCAGCAUCGGCAGCAUCGUGAAGAGGACAACGAUAAUUCUGUGUACAUAAUCAAUAUGGCCUUCAAGUCGAAACACGAAGAAAAACAUGUUAAAUUCCGGUUUUUAAAACUCUCUCUCCAGAUGUACUUCUUGCAAAGAUAUGUAAACACUACAAGAGAUGCUCUAAGAAAGAUCACCUCACUGACUGUUUGACAUUUUAUCAAGAUAGCCGUCUUUAUUCAGAAUGGAUGUCAAUGACUGGAAUAUCUGUGAGUGCAAGUGCGCGUCUUUUUGAAACUGAGCAAACAACAGACAAUACUUGAUAGCUUAUUUUUGUAUCUUGGGCUGUUGUACAAAUGUGGUCGAUCUGACUUUUUUUUGUAAAUACCUUUAAUUGUAUCUUCAGAUGUUGUUUAUGCUGUGUUUGCUUUUGAUGCGGAUAUCAUAUCAUGCACGUACACUCGACAUUUGGAGGUUUCUACUUCGGAAGAACUGGAUAGAGAGCUCUCAGUGUACACACGGUGUAAAGAUACUGUAAUGUACUGUUACAUCCACCAUUGCAGCUUAUGUCGGUAUUUGUAAUGUCCAGGCUCGAGUAUUGUACCUCUCUGGUUGUUGAUCUCCUUGACCACCUGCUCGACGAGCUCUAGAGAACUUAGAAGGAUGCUGCUUGGAUUGUAUUCCGGAAGCAGAAGGCUGAUCAUGUCAAUGUACUUCUGAAUUCUAUGAAAACAUGAGAAUGUAUAGUUUGUUCAACUGAUAAAAGGUUGACAAGUUACCGAUUAUUUUGCAGAAAAGUUUUUGGUCGAUACAUCGAGAAAGAACAUUUUCGAAAUCGGAUGUGUAUAUUGUUUUAUAGUAAAUGUAAAUGUUACUGAAAUCUUGCGCAAGAAUGUAUAAUAUGGAAUAUAAAAUAGGAUUUCUUUCCCUUUAGUUAGCACUUGUUUCACAUUAUUAUGUGUAGGAAAUAAACCGAGUAUGAAUUA
Pomacea canaliculata is the source of this 3761-nucleotide messenger RNA. RefSeq names its product collagen alpha-1(XII) chain-like. Lineage: Eukaryota; Metazoa; Mollusca; Gastropoda; Architaenioglossa; Ampullariidae. The record is from RefSeq and is a predicted model, not a curated record. Bases 172 to 2058 code for a protein of 628 amino acids. The transcript is spliced from 7 exons.